Molecule: messenger RNA, 5423 nt
Organism: Wasmannia auropunctata (little fire ant)
Lineage: Eukaryota; Metazoa; Arthropoda; Insecta; Hymenoptera; Formicidae
Product: ubiquitin-protein ligase E3B
Exons: 16
Coding region: 247-3303 (1018 amino acids)
Biological process (GO): protein polyubiquitination; ubiquitin-dependent protein catabolic process
Molecular function (GO): ubiquitin protein ligase activity; protein binding
Source: RefSeq, a predicted model, not a curated record
GUGUAUAUACAGCCGUGCAGGCACGUGCGAGCCGACGAUGUUUAUGUGAAGGAAUGCGUGUGCCAACCGUGUGAACACUGUGAACGGAAGUCGACUGCGUCGCGCGAUAUUGAACUUGUUCGAUAUGAAUUGUAGAAUAACACUGUGUAAAAAUUAUUGCAGUUAUCACUGCGGUGUAAAUAGCCUGCUGAUAGUCAGAUUCGCAGAACUCCAAGCAAAUAUGAUGAUAAGUCGAAUCAUUGUAGAAUGACUCUGGAAGAAUUUGAUAAAAAUUUCCCUGAUGACGUCAGCGUCGACAAUGCAACGGUGGAGCUGAAGCCUGCUCUGGAGGUGUACAGAACCAUUUCUAGAUUUUUGCUAAUUUACAAGAAGGAAAGGGAUCAAGAGAGGAUAGAGAGAGUGUGCAGAUACCUCGUGCUGACUCUCGACUCCGAGUCUCCGAAGAUAUCCUACGUCGGUGUGGCGCUCAACAAGGCUCACUACAUAUCAUGGAUAUCGCAAAUGAAGACGGUCUUGUACCACUGCCUCUCCGGCUUGGACAGCCUGAAGCCGGAGAGGGUGUCGGACCACAAAUCCAUACUCCUGCGGCUGCACACUCUGGUGAGCUUCACGUCGCCGGGGACGUGGGCCAUACAGAAGGUGAAGGGCAUGGACCAGCUCAAGACCGGCAUGAGCCAGCUGUGCGCAAACAUAAUGGGCCAUCUAGUUAACAAUGGAUUCUACGCUACUAUGCAGACGCUCUUAAUGAAGGGACUGGGUAGAGCGAAAAUCGCUCUGAAACCGGUUACGCUUUCAGCAGCGGUCACUCUGACACUGAGGCCGCUGAUCUCUUCGCAAAUGUCCGACAAGCUGGUGUCCCUGUUCCUAAUUAACAUCUUUAGCGUGCCGGCUUUGGUCCAUCACCUGAAUAUCAUGUCACCGGAGUGCAUUUCAUCAUUCAUAACGAAUAACCUGUUCGCGAGAAGUUUGGAGUUGCUAAAUUCCGAGCAGAACUUAAGGAUCGUCUUUAACGCGCUGGAGGGCAGUUACGCGCUUUGUUUGCUCGCUAAUCUGAUACAACUGGCGAACAUCGAGAGGGAAGAAGUACUAAGAGAGCUCUGCUUUCCUUCCUUUACGUUCGUUGUGACGAGAAUGCUGGAGGCAUGUCAACAAUACGUAGUCGCCAAACGGAGUAAUUUGACGCAUUGGCACCCAGUAUUGGGCUGGUUUGCACAGACAAUCGACACCUCGUUGCAGGACGCGACUCCUUCGGUGAAAUUGCAGCUCGCCUGUCUUUGGACCGGCAGAAUCGUCACGCAUUUAAUCGAGCAGCCACUAACCGAAUUCGUCGAGAAGGAGGUACCACCUCCGGUAGAGCAGCAGAGUACCUCUUCCAUAGGUGCCAAUAUUUUCCGACGAGCGUUUCUCGAGGCGCGCACCAAUAGGAACAACAGCACCAAGAACUACAGGAAACUGGGUAGUCCGGAGGCUACCAAGAUAGCUCUGAUCUGUUCCCUGUAUCAAACGGCGCUGCACACGCUCACGCAAAUGAAGAUCGAGAUAUUGACGGGAUUGUGCUAUCAAGGCAAAAUUCUCUAUCACAUGUGGCUGUUUCUGACAACCCUGGGGCCGCACUGCGGUCUGAAAGCGUUUCUAGAUCUCUUGGCGGCUAACACAAAGUGCACGGCACCUGAGUUCCAAAUGUUGAUACUGUUCGCCGAUUGUAUGACGCAUUACGUUACCAUUUUGGACGACAUGGAGAUGUACGAGCACCAAGAUCCCUUCAAGCUCACGGACUUCAUCACGAUGUCGUACUUUCUAAAUCAAUUCUUGUACAAAGCGGUUCUCACUAAUUUAUUCGAUGUGAAGUCGGUAUCCAGCAAUCCUCUAUUUAUCUCACUUUACAUUCUUUUAAUGGCCAUCUAUCGGCGCGACUGCCGCAGAACAUUCUGCCCGGAGGGUCACUGGUUAGCCAAGGAAGUACGAGUAUCUGGCUUCCUGGCCGACUUGGAGAAAGGACGACGCGGCGCAGCGCUUUUACUCUCAAAAAUGCCUCACGUCAUCCCCCAUUCCGAGCGAGUCGUGUUAUUUCGCAAGCACAUAGCCGACGAGAAAGCAGUGAUGGGUCUGACCGAGAGCGCUUGCAACAGCCCACCGACUACUCUCAUCGUCGUGCACAGAACGCGGAUAGUUGAGGACGGAUACAGACAAUUGGCUAUGUUGCCGUCACAAGCAUUAAAAGGUGUGAUCAGGGUACGUUUCGUGAACGAGCAAGGUCUAGCUGAAGCUGGCAUCGAUCAGGACGGGGUUUUCAAGGAGUUCUUGGAAGAGACGAUAAAGCGAGUAUUCGACCCAUCCCUGAACUUGUUUAAAGCCACCAGCGAAAACCGGCUGUAUCCGUCUCCCACAUCUUUCAUGCAGGACAAUCACUUGCAACUAUUCGAGUUCGUCGGACGGAUGCUCGGCAAAGCGGUUUACGAGGGCAUCGUCGUGGACGUACCUUUCGCGUCAUUCUUCGUCUCGCAAUUUUCCGGGCAAACAGGCGGCGCGUUAUACAGUUGGCUAGAUGAGCUUGCUUCGCUGGACCGCGAUCUCUACCGUAGCCUGACUUUAGUGAAGCACUACAAGGGCGAUAUUCGUCAGCUGGAGUUGACGUUCUCCCUCGACGAGGACGUGCUCGGCAAGCUGGUCACGCACGAGCUGAUCACUGGCGGGCGCACCACCGCCGUGACCAAUCAGAACAAGAUUCAAUACAUCCACCAUAUGGCGCACUACAGAAUGUAUCAUCAGAUCAAGGAGCAAACGACCGCCUUCAUCAAAGGGUUCCGCUCGAUCAUUAAUCCUGAGUGGCUGUCGUUGUUCUCGACGCCCGAGUUACAGAGAUUGAUCUCGGGUGAUAAUGUACCUUUGGAUCUGCGAGAUUUACGAAAGCACACGCAAUACUACGGCGGAUUUCACGACAGUCAUCGUGUGGUCUGCUGGCUGUGGGACAUUCUGGAGAAGGAUUUUACGGAAGAAGAAAGAGGCUUGUUCCUAAAGUUCGUGACGAGUUGCUCGAAGUCACCGUUGCUGGGCUUUGCUCACCUGGAGCCACCUUUUUCCAUACGAUGCGUGGAAGUCUGCGACGACGAGGACACCGGCGACACUAUUGGCAGCGUGAUCAGAGGUUUCUUCACGAUUCGCAAGAAGGAUCCGCAAAACCGACUGCCCACUUCGUCAACGUGUUUCAAUCUGCUCAAGCUGCCGAAUUAUCAGAAGAAGAGCACGCUGCGGGAGAAGCUGCGCUACGCCGUCACCAGCAAUACCGGUUUCGAACUCUCCUAAGUGUUGCCGCGGUCGCGCAUCUUUACCCUCCCUCACCCGCCGCCGGAACGGACGAGCGAAGGUUUGUGCGAAUUUGUCGAAACAUCGCGCGUGACAGUUUUCGCCAAUUGGAACGAGAUAUGUGAUUCGAUCGGCGAUCGGACAUCGCCGUGAGAUUUCGCGGAGAGGACGAAAAGUCGAAUGACAUCGAUCGAUACCUCAGAUUCGACGCUGUCUACAGCGAUGUGUCGAGUGAUGCCUAAACCGCCCUUUAUCCCCAUCCAGUGUAUAAUCUCUACAGCCCGACGAUUAAAUGCGUCGCUAUUUAAACGCCUGCUGAUUUUUAGAUAACGCGAACAUUUUAGAGGUCGACACUUAGAGGCGGCUUUUUUUUUCUUGGAAAAACAUUGCGACCUCAGUAUUGUUCGGGGAUUGAUCGGUAUCGAGAGGAAACAUGAGAAUGUACAACACAAGGGUAUACAAUAACGAGCCUGAUGAACGGUUAGAUAAUUGUUAGAUACAUACAUAUACAUAUAUAUAUAUUUAAUAAAUUUCAUCGUACGAGAGUUAAGUAUAUUAGGUGAAGCCUGUUUAACGAGUUCGUGUUUCUGCGGUCUUCGAUAUAUUCAUACAGGCACACACUACCGAUGUGAAAUACACCGUACCUCAUGAGCUUAAUACCGCUGAGAUAUAAUUGUGCGCUUGCUAGUGGAUAGAGUCGUUGAUCAACAUUUACAUUAAGACCUCGGGGGUGGCGGACAUUCGAAAUUUAUUUUCAUAGAUAACGUUGAAGAGAUAACAUUUGUUAUAGAUUACUCCGCUGGUGAACAUCCGACCAUUUCAGAAAUUGAAUCAAUAAGCAAGGAAAAGCCAUAGUCGUGAAAAAAAUUACGUCUUACAAAGUUAUAAAUUAUUAAAUUAUGAAUAAUCAGAAUAAUUCAUUAUUUUCUGAAUUAUUCCUUCGUCGAAUUAUUGCUUAAGUAUAAUUUAGCAGAUCCUUUAUGAAUUUGUAUUUGCACGAAAAAAUUUUCUUUUUAAUUACAUUUAUCAUUUUAUCUAUGAUGAAUCUUAGGAAUGUACAAAAGUAUUCAAAAUAAGAAAGAUAUUUAUAUAUACAUGUAAGCAUAUAGGUUUUAGAAUCAUUGCAUUUCUGUCGUGAAUACAAUCUUACAAAAAUUUCCAAGAAAGGCUGCGGUCUAUACGGUUUAUUGAUUCAAUUGAACAUUUGCAUCUUCGGAACAGGUUCGCCACUCCCGCAUUAACAAGAGGACAUCCUCGGAGCUGGGGGGAUGCCUUGUCGAACGAAUCAGCGCGCGUGCGAAAUAAGUCUCCGUGAGCAAUCAAAAAGACGACUUGCGAGUUUCUAAAAGUUUUCCUCGAUAUCAAGAGAAAAAGAAAUGUCAACCCGGGGAGGAGGCCGCGAUCUAUUUUAAAAGCUAUUUUCUCAAGGUUUUUGUAUGGACUAUCGGCGCGACGGUGCCGUCUAAUCGAUUUAAUACGAUCCAAAAGUACAAUUCUCACGGGUGCUCGCGAAUAAGAAGUCCUCUGCAGGGUUCGUUCCGAAGGAAACUGUGACAAAAAGUCUCGUCGUAUAUUUCAUGCGAAUACGAGGGAUUGAGAGGUUCUUCGAGCAUCCGCAAUCAGAAGCUGAGAGACAAGACGUUCUCGAGGAAGAGAAAAACAAAAAGAAUAUUUUUUUAAUUUUGGAACAAUACACAUAUUUUCUGUCUAUUUAUCACUAUAGAAAAACUUUAUCGUCGCGACAAGUAAAUGAGAAAAGGUUUGGUGAAAAAAAAAACUUAACCGCGAGCGGACACACAAACUUGACAAAUAAAAUUUAUAAUGCUCUAUAAUUUAUACAUUAACGAUCUAAUUUUAUUUUUUAUCAUUUUUAUAGACGUUUGUUGUCGCAAUUGUUAGCUCGACAGACACAGCUCUAACGAUUAGCCCCAAAAAAAUGCUUAAACAAAAAAAUCUUGUCUUGUUUUAACUCAAAUUUAUAUAAUAUAAAGUGCAUAACGCGAGAUUUUUUUCAAUCGUUACGACGAUGAACUCGACGAGGGUUUCGUCCGCAAAAAUUCGCCAAAACGCAAAUUAGACGCGUGCGGAGGAUACACGCGUGUGUUUAUGACAAAUACGAA